AGCCAGCGAGCGUGCGGCUCUGCGCAGUGGACAAACUCCCAACUUUUUUAAACUUUGAAUUAAAAAGUCUAUUUUGCUUUCUUUUUUCCCAGCUCGAAGAUUUUUUUGGGAAACAGAAAUCAGGAUCGUUGUUUGUAUUCUUUCUUCAUCUUUUGUUGUUUUAUAUUCACAGACAGACAAGAUGAGGCAGAAACGGUCAAAGAACUACAGAAAGCAGAUGGCGAUCUAUAGCCGCAACUUCCAGUUUCGACAACCGUACCAGGUUCUAGUCGACGGGGAUAUCGUAUACGAUGCGACAAAGUACAAAAUGAACCUGCCAAAGGCACUCGAAGGUGUUGUGCAGGGCACGAUCAAGCCAAUGAUCACCCAAUGCUGCAUAAAAUCUCUCUACGACCGAGGGCCGGACGCGAAGGAAGCCAUCGAGAUCGCCAAAACAUUCGAACGCCGCCGCUGCAAUCACCUAGAAACACCGCUCUCGCAAGCCGAGUGUCUCAACGCGGUCGUCAACAUCAAGGGAAAAAACAAGCAUCGCUACGUUGUCGCGACCCAGGAUCCCAGAGUCAGAGGCCAGUUCAGAGGAGUCGCGGCCACGCCGCUGAUUUACAUCAACCGAAGCGUCAUCAUCAUGGAGCCCAUGAGCCCUGCUACUGUUGCGGCCGCAAAGAGAUUGGAGGAGGAGAAGCUUUCCGCUGGACUUAACAAUCCUCGGUCACGAGCGUAAGGUCUGGCAUUUGGUUAUAUCGGGUUUCCUUGUUUUUGCCGGCAUUGUGUGUUUGUUUGUGCUGUAUUUUCUCGUGCGCGUUUUGUAUAUUAGGUUGGGUUCACAAAAAUGGAAAAGAAAAACUUAUUUUG
Messenger RNA from Myxozyma melibiosi, 852 nucleotides. Its product is annotated as Fcf1-domain-containing protein. The transcript has 3 exons. Lineage: Eukaryota; Fungi; Ascomycota; Lipomycetes; Lipomycetales; Lipomycetaceae. Gene Ontology annotation, cellular component: nucleolus; small-subunit processome. Bases 182 to 721 code for a protein of 179 amino acids. The record is from RefSeq and is a predicted model, not a curated record. Gene Ontology annotation, molecular function: small ribosomal subunit rRNA binding.